Xenopus laevis (African clawed frog) is the source of this 1824-nucleotide messenger RNA. RefSeq names its product zinc finger protein 852 S homeolog (gene znf852.S). The record is from RefSeq and is a predicted model, not a curated record. Gene Ontology annotation, molecular function: DNA-binding transcription factor activity, RNA polymerase II-specific; RNA polymerase II transcription regulatory region sequence-specific DNA binding. NCBI's taxonomy places the organism in Eukaryota, Metazoa, Chordata, Amphibia, Anura, Pipidae. The transcript is spliced from 2 exons. Gene Ontology annotation, biological process: regulation of transcription by RNA polymerase II. Bases 237 to 1319 code for a protein of 360 amino acids. Gene Ontology annotation, cellular component: nucleus.
UUCACAGUGUUGCCCCUCACACAAGCGCCAGCCCGCGCUUCUCUACUCCCCCCAGUACAUCUCAGCAGCCGUCGUCGCGUCACUUCCGGAGCCCCGCGGGCGCUCGAACGCCGUUUCCGGUUGGCUGGAAGGAGCAAGGCCCGGAAUUCAUUCCCUGCUAUAGCGCUCGGUUACACGCCGGACUUUACCGGACAUCAGUAAGCCCCACUGAGAGCACAGGCAACUCAUCUCAAGCAAUGGAUUCCUUUGACCUUAAGGAUGAGAUCACUGAAGUCAUUGUUGACCCUGAUAUGUAUGAAGAUGCAUCAGGCUCCGAAAUAGAAUCGGAUCAGGACGACGACCAGAAUGGGGAAGACAACUACCAUGAGGAAAACCAGCGUGACUCUUCACCUCCAACUCACGGCAGAUCCCUGAGGAAACGCCAGCAGUACUUCUGCCCCGAGUGCGAGCGCUGUUUCAAAAACAACGCAGAGUUAGAAGGCCACCGCAAGAUGCACCGAGGGGACUUUCAGUAUCACUGUGAUAUAUGCGAUGAGAAGUUUAAGUACAAGUCUGAACUGAUGGUGCACCAGAGGGAACAUUCCAGCAAGUCCGAGGAGGACGUGGAUUAUGUAGUGCCGACCUUGAGUCCGCAGUCGAGCAGGAACUAUGACAGGAGCCCAGAGCGGAAACGAAACUUCUGUUUGCCUGUGGGGGAUAAGCCUCACAAGUGCAACUUCUGCGAGAAGAGGUUCAACGACAAGUCGAUCCUGGAAGCCCAUCAGAGGAUCCAUAUUGGCAAGCUCACGUACCCCUGUACAAAAUGCGACGAAAGCUUCUCCAAGGCUUCUCUGCUCGCCGCUCACUUCAACACCCAUAAGGACGGCAAGCCCUUUGAGUGCGACCAGUGUGACAAAAAGUUUAACGACCAUUCGCUCCUUGUUGCCCACAAGAGGACCCACACCGGAGAAAAACCGCAAAAAUGUAACACUUGCAACAAGUGGUUCCCCAACUCGGCUAGUCUGGCGGCGCACGGCGAGUGCCGCUCCAAGCCAAAACCCUAUCAGUGCAGGCACUGCGACAAAAGUUUUAACGACAAGGCUCUGCUGAUCACCCACGAAGGCGUGCACACAGACACUAAGCCAUUCAAGUGCACACAGUGCAGAGAGAGCUUUUACUUGAAGACGCAGCUGGUCGCCCACCAGUCGGUUCAUGCCCCGGAAAAGCCCUUCCCUUGCAGCCAAUGCGAUAAGAGCUUCAACAAGGAAGAGACACUGCAAGCUCACAUUCGCGUCCAUAACCUGCAGCGGAUGCAAGCACAGACCACAUACACCCCAUGAGAUCCCAGCAACUGUCAACUCUGCUUUGGACACGGCAUGGAUCAGCGUUAAUGUUCUAGUCCUCUCCCCAGAACUUCAGAUCAAUGUGAUGAAUCCAACGCAUACCCGUUGUUCACUUUCACUGCAGUGGUGGUGCAGGCCCUCUGUUAACUGGGGCCGGGUCCCUUAGCAACAGCAAACCAUUUUAGAACAGAUCUGCACAUACACAAUUAUCAGCAGUUGGGGAGUUUACCUCUUUUAUCAUGCCACCAAAUGUAUCACCGUUUCGGCAGGUGCAACAUUGAACCCAGUGUUUGUUUCCGUAGUCCAGUUAUUAGAGGAAAUUGUCCAAUAGGGCUAUUAGAAAAACCUUGUGUGGUCAAACGUCCAAAAAAAAGUCCUUGAAACACAAACCUCUAAAAUAUAUUUGAAUAUACAUUUUUUAUAUAAUAUGAAAAAAAAAUCAAUAUCUUUACACACUGCUAGUGGGGCUGUUACUUAUAUCUUAAAGGGAUACUCUCAUGGG